GUGACAUAAUGACAGUCUUGCAUUUAUAGCAACGCAAUCGUCAACUGGACAGCGCGUAGGAGCUAGUGCCGCGGGACGCCAUGGAAUUAGAAUGGACUUGUUUCAGUAGUCAUUACACUUCGGCAUAAAUGCAUAGCAGACAGCGCCGGGCGCUCUGCGCCCUUCUUCUCGGGGUUGUGUUCAGCAUUUCUUCACUUGCCCGUGCGAACUUGUUUAAUGCCUUUACCUAUGAUGAAGAGGAUUUGGGAACGCCGCUCUUAGCUGGCGAGAACCUUGCCGGGCGCAGCCCCAGCCCCAGCCCUGGCCCUGGCGCGCAGCGCUCCUCCUCCUCCAAAGAUGCCUCCUCCACCACCGCCUCUGCCCCCGGCUCGCCCUCCCUCUCCGCUGGCAUCCGCCCUUUCAUGGCGCUCAAGGUACGGCCCGAGGCGGCGGCGGCACGUGAUGUACAGGUGCUGUACAAGCAGGGCAGCGCCGCCGCCGCCACCGCCUACCUACUGUUCGCGGCAGCGGAGCCGCUAUCGCAGGCGCCGGGCGCCAGUUCGGCGCUGCUGCCGCUGCUGACGCCUGUGCUGCUGCGCACCUACGUCACCCAGCCCGAGCGCUGCGCCUCCGACAUCGCCCGGCGGCUGUACGAGCUGGCUGCGGAGCUGUACGGCACGUCCACACUGCAGGCCUGCCACUACGCGCUGUACCAGUCCCUUCGCUCGGUGUUCGCCUGGGUGCGCGACAACACGCCGCUGGCGCUGGUGCAGCCGCCGGGGCAGCCGGACGCGCGGGUGGCGCUGCCCGACCCCGACCUCACGUCAGACCUGGAGCUGGUGCUGGCGGUGGCGGCGGCGCUUUCGGAUCCAGAGCAGCUCGGACCUGGAUCUGGGUCGGAGGUCGGGGACUGGAUCCAGGGCAGCUGCGGCCUGGAUCCGGAAUCCGCGGCGGGUCUGGUUCCGCGGAUCGUGGCGGUGCUGCGGGACUUGGUGGGCGACGCGCCGAUGCUGAGUCAGCUGGCGGCGGAGCUGCAUGAGUCACACUGGGCGGUUGAGAGCAGCCCGGGGCCGCUGGCGGCGGCGGCGGCGGGGGCGGCGGCGGCGGUUGAGGGCGGCGAGGAGGCGGCCGGCGGAAGCGGGCGCAGCAGCAGCAGUGCCCGGCAGCCACAGGUGCGCGGCGUGGGUGGGAGCCAGGAAGGGGAGCAGCAGCAGGCGGCAGAGGAGGCGGCAGAGGAGGCGGCAGAGGAGGCGGCAAAGGCGGCGGCGGAGGACGCGCAGGCGGAGGCGGGGGCGACGGAGGAGGUGCGAGCACGGCGGCGGGUGGCGCUCCAGGCGUACCGCCGCUGGGCGCGCGGCAGUGGCGGUGGCGGCGCUGGCAAACGACGCAUGACACAUCAGCAGCUCCAGCUCCAGCAGCAGCAGCUGCUGCAGGAGGCGGAGGACGUGGGGGAGGAGGCGGAGGAGCGGCGGCGGCUACUCGAUGUGGUGCUGGCGGCAACACAAGCCGUUGGUGCUGGUGCUGGCGGCGCCGCCGAUGACGAGGUGUCGGCCGGCAGCGGCUCCGACGCCGCCGGUGCAGAUGCCGACGACGCAGCCGACGAUGUUAACAUUGCGGCGGCGCGGCGGCGGCGCUUGGCGGCGGUGCCGUCGACCUUCUUCUACGGCCAAACCCCCAGCGAUUUUAGCAUCUCGGCGCCGUCUGCCAUGCCGGCGGUUACGUUCCCGCUGGUUUUCCACAUCCUGUUGUACACUGACACGGACGGCGUGUCGGUUGGUCCGGUAAAGUACGGCCAGUCAAGGGCGUUCGUUGACCGUCUGGUCAAGAUCACCAACCACAUGGCCAAACCGUCAAACGUACAGUUCUUCGUCAAGGAGGUCCGGUCCGACCCGCAGGCUUACCCCUACCUGCGCCAGCCCUCCCGCGCCGCUUGGCUGUCCUGCCCCCUGGGCGGCGACGGCGGCGGCGCCUGCCUGCGCAACAGCACCUGGCUCAACAGUGUUGUGGUGGACUGGCCGCGUUCCAUCAACGUGUUCGUGGCCUCCGACUCCACCGCGGGCGCGGGCGUACCGUUGGGAUACGCCUGGGUGCCGGCCUCCGACCUGCUGCCCGACCAGGGCCACGUGUUCAUGACGUGGGACGGCGUGUCGGCCGACGGAUCCAACCAGCUCGCGAUGUACAACGACGGAUCCAACACGCUGCUGCACGAGCUCUUCCACCACCUGGGCCUGCACCACACCUUCAACACCGCCAACAGCAACGGCAACAGCUGCAACGACGACGACUACGUCGUCGACACGCCCGCCACGUUUAGCUCCGCCAGCAGCAGCAGCUUCUACGGCACUGCUACAGCCUACUGCAUGUCUGUGUUCUGGGGCGUGUACGGCGGCGACUGGGACGCCACCUACACACGGUGGAGUAGCACCCUGGGCAUUCCCGAGAGCGACAUGAACGCGUGGGCUGACUCCUGCCCCAGUCGCGCCGGCUAUGACGAGCUGGGCAACUACAUGACGUACAACACGCCCGUGUGCUUCGCGGCGCUUGGGCACCUGACGCUGGGGCAGGCCCAGCGCGCGCAUUUCAUCACCUCGGAGCUCAACCCCACCCUGUACCGGUGGGGGCAGUACUACGCCUCAAUCGCCGCGCCCCCUCCGCCGGCGGCCUCGCCGCCGCCCGAAGCCUACACCAACAUCUGCAAGGCCAGCCGCAGCAACUGCGCCUGCAAGCCGAGCUGGACCCUGGGCAUCACCACAUACAGCUUCUGCGACCGCAUCGGCGCCAACAACUCGCUCUCGUGCGAGGUGGCCGACCCCGCCUCCUGCGGCGACUGCUCCGGCGUGUCGGGCCCAUGCAUCCUGGGCUGCACAGGCACGGCUAGGCAGUGUCGCAAGUCGCUGGCGCCAGGCUUUGCCGCGCCGCCACCGCCGCCACCGCGCCCGCCGUUGCCGCCGCCGCGCCCGCCGCCGCCGCCGCCGCGUACGGUUUCUGACGCCUGCAAGAAAACCGCCUCCGGCUGCGACUGCCGCUCCUCCUGGAUCUACAAUGACAAUUUCGCCAGCUACUGCGCCGCACCCGACGGCGCGCCCGUGCUGUGGUGCCAGGUGGACGCCGCCUGCCCCACCUUCGCAGACAACCCCUACGCCAACUGCGCCCCCAGCCUCACCUCCGCCCAGUGCGGAGGCGACCUGGUCCGCUACUCCAAUAGCGACAACCUGGCCCCAGCCCUGCCCGCCUCCCCGCCCGCCCCGCCGCCUUUGCCGCCGCGCCCGCCCGCGCCGCCGCCCAACCCGCGCCCGCCCGCGCCCAGCAGCGUUGCUGUUGCGCGCACCUCGGGCUCUGUGGCCAUCUCCGCCAACUGCUCGCGGCUGCGAGACCCCGGCCUGGCGCUGGGCGACCUGCAGCUGGAGCUGGCCACGGCGGCGCAGGUGCCGGAGGGCUCGGUGGUGUUCGGUGCGGGCGGCGCCGCCUGCAGCCCGGACGACGCCGCCCUGCUGCUCGCCAACUAUACCGUGUGGUUCCCGCCCGAGGCCAGUGCGGUGGAGAUCUCAAACGCUAGCAGGCUGCUGGGCUCCGCCGCCCGCCUGCGCGCCGCCGUGUCGGCUCUGUUCACGGCGCGUUGGGGCGCAGUGGCGGCCGCCGCCGCCGGCAGCCCCGUGGUGCUGCGGCAGGCCGCACUGGUGGGCUCUGGGCCCUACUUUGCGAUGCGGCCGCUCAACUACAGCUCGGGGGUGGUGGAGGCGCUGCUGCCGGACGGAAGCCUGGGCGUGGUGUGUGCCGGAAGUUCCUCCUCCUCCUCCUCCUUUGGUGCGGCCGAGGCGACAGCGGUGUGUCGCUCGCUAGGCUUCACUGCCGGCGCAGCCGCCAGCGCGCCGGCCUCCGCGGCCUCCGACACCCGCUACGGCUCAGCCCUUUACUUGGACGGUCUGUCGUGUGACAACGCCGCGGCCACACGGCUGGAGCAGUGCUCGGUGGCGGCCACUGGCGGCUGGGCGGUGGCGGGCGUCAGGUGCGGCCGCGGCGCCGUGGCAGCAGUCACAUGUUCAGGCGGCACGGCGGCCAGCCUCGACGCCAAUGUGACACUGGCCUUCGCCGCCGCCGCCGACUGCGCCGCCGCCGCAGGGCUGGGCAGCGGCGGCGUGUUGGCGGACCUUUUCACAGAGCUAGCAAACAGGGUGUACAAGGUUUCUGCCGGCCGUGUGGUGCUGCGCGGCGGCAGCCCGCUGGCUUGCUCCGGCCCCGGCGCCGACCAGCUCCGUGUCGCCUACACGGUGCAGUUCCCCGCGGGCGCCAAGGCCUCGGAGGUCGACGCCGCACAGAACGCCACUAGCGCCGCCGGCCUGGGGGGCAGCCUGGCGGCCUCGCCCUUCGCGGCCAAGUGGGGGCUGGCCGGCGGCGCGCCGGUGACGGACGCGGGCGCGGACACAGGCGUGGCGCUGGACAGCGCGGCAUUGUGUGGCGGCAGCAGUGGCGCCGACAGCUCGAGCACGCGCGUGUGUGUGGCCGUGGCGCAACUGGCUGGCGAGGGCGGAUCCGGCAGCAGUCGUGGCGGCGGCGGCGGCGGAGAGAGCUUCCUCAACAAGGCAUUGCUCGGCCCGCUAACGGGUGCCAUGGUCAUUGGCAUCGGCGCCGGCGUCUUGGUGCUGAUCGCGCUGGUCAUUGGCGGUGUGGUGUUCUUGCGCCGCCGCAGCUCCGCACGCGUGCAGCCCGGGCGCGGCGCCGCCGCGUCCGCCUGGGGCGCCAACAGCGCUGGCGGCGGCGGCGGCAGCGGCGGCAGGCCCGCCGCCGCCACCGCCGCCGUCACGCCCGCGCCCGCCGUGUCGCGGAGCCGUGUCGCCCCGGCGCCCGAGGUACGGGCACUGGACAGCGAUGCAGACAUGGCGCGGCCGAUGGUGACGUCAGCGGCGGCGGCGGCAGCGGCGGCGGCGGCGGCGGCGGCGGUUGGCGCCGCCGCCGGCGACAGCGUGACGUCGUCGGUGGCGCCGCUGCCGCUGCCGCGGCAGUUGGUGGCUGUACGGAACGCAGGGGCCGCGGCCGGCGGCGGUGGCGGCGGCGGCGACGACUCCGAUGUGGAGUCCCCCGUAGUUCGCUCGCUUCCGGAGCCUUCAUCACUGGCGGCGGGCCGGCCGGGCGUGGGGCCGCCGGGCGCCGCCGGUGCGGAGGCGGCGCCGUCGGAGCCGGAGCUCAUUGGCCCCGUCAGCCGGCCGCCGCCGCGCGGCGGGCUGGCGCCGCUGGCGCCGCCGGCGGGCGGGUCGUUGCGGCCGACGCCGCUGGGCGACCUGCGGCGCUCGGGCGGGGGCACGCCGCUCGCGGCGGAGCCGGAGCUGCUGCUGCCGCCGCCGGCGGGCGCGCGGCGUGGCGUGCUGCCGCCGCUAGACGGCCCGGGGCCGGCGGGGCCGCUGGGCGAGGGGCGGCUGGUGCCGGGGCCUCCGCCGGCGUCGCCGGCGGGCGCGUUGGCGGCGGGGGCGGUGGCGGCUGCGGGACCGGGGCUGCGGCAUGAGGCGGCCCUUGUGUCUGAGUCGCCGGGGCCCCGGCCCAAGAGUUCGCGCCGGACGUUGCUUUGAAGCCAGCUAGCCGGCUGGCUUGAUAUCAGAUGUGUGUAAUGUUAAGAGAUUGUCGACGCAGUAUGGCUUCAAGUAACAGCGGUGAGCUUGUGCUCGUUAGCUAGCGAGCUGCCUAGCUGGCGUGCGCCUCGUGUGAUUGCUACUAGCAUGUGAUGUGUGUCUUGAUGCAUCCUCACCUCUACAUUCCGACUCUCGUCCCUUGUAUCACGAUCGAAGAGACAAUGCACCGGACUCGCGUGACGCUGGCUACUAGUUGGAAUCUAUCUGGUAGGAAUGGCACUACUUGAAAUGUUUUGGGGCAACCGGGGAACAGUCCUGGGUGCUUACCGGUUGCGUGCCUGAUGUGUGCGGCAUUCAUAUUCAUAAAUGAAACAUUAUGACAAGCGUACGGCGGGUGGAUUCGGACGUAGCUCCUCGCAGGACGGGACCGGCGAGCCCGGUAACUAGCCUUGGAAUAGCUGCGGUUGUUUGAGAGUUGGGGCAGCAGUUUGGGAGUUUAGCGUUGCGUAUGCUUGGCGUCCCUUGGCGCAACAUCUCAAGCCAGUGUUGCUGGUAUAUGGCUGUGUUGUGUAUGUGUAGGCUAGGUGCCUGAGGACCCAAGGACUUGCAUGCAGUACCUAGGGGACACACGCACGUGUCCUAAUUCGCUUUGUCGCCAUCUGUCAGUUCAAUGCUGGCCUUACUGGCGCGUACACGGUCCUGACUCACCAAGGCGCCUGCAAUGUGAUACAUUAUGUGAUGAGCUGAGGAGCAUACAGUUCCAAUGCACGGCGCUGUUCUGCUAUUUCCUGUUCGGAAGCAUCCACAGCGUUCCGUGGCAAUACAUGAAUAUGU
Molecule: messenger RNA, 6374 nt
Organism: Chlamydomonas reinhardtii
Lineage: Eukaryota; Viridiplantae; Chlorophyta; Chlorophyceae; Chlamydomonadales; Chlamydomonadaceae
Exons: 27
Coding region: 129-5540 (1803 amino acids)
Cellular component (GO): membrane
Molecular function (GO): metallopeptidase activity
Source: RefSeq, a predicted model, not a curated record